Molecule: messenger RNA, 1077 nt
Organism: Seriola aureovittata
Lineage: Eukaryota; Metazoa; Chordata; Actinopteri; Carangiformes; Carangidae
Gene: crygn1
Product: crystallin, gamma N1
Exons: 6
Coding region: 310-861 (183 amino acids)
Biological process (GO): visual perception; lens development in camera-type eye
Molecular function (GO): structural constituent of eye lens
Source: RefSeq, a predicted model, not a curated record
GCCAUUACUGGUCUGGCCUAGAUGGACGGCACUACGAGCGGCUAAAAGGUCCAGCUUGACUCGGAACUGACCUUUCUUCUCCUCCAUGUAUUUCCAGGAUCCAGGGAUCCUCUCUGGAUCAGCAGCAGAGAAAAAACAACAGCAGCAACAACAACAGAGAGGCAUCCAAAAAGAAAAGCCGGAGGGAAAUCUGCUUUGUGACGGCCUCGCGAUACCGCCAUGCUCUCUGUCACCCAUAUAUAUGUGGGUGUCCAAAAUUUUUCCACUCUUAGACUGUGUGACUAGUUUGGAACAGCUAACAGUGGAAAAAUGUCUCAGUACUCAGGAAAGAUCGUGUUCUAUGAGGGAAAAUGUUUCACUGGGAGGAAGCUGGAGAUCUGCAGCGACUGCGACAACUUUCAGGACCGAGGCUUCAUGAACAGGGUCAACUCUGUCCGUGUGGAGAGCGGGGCCUUCAUCUGCUUUGACCACCCAGACUUCAAGGGCCAACAGUACAUUCUGGAGCAUGGAGAGUACCCUGAAUUCCAGCGCUGGAAUGCCCAUAAUGAUCACAUGGGCUCCUGCAAGCCAAUCAGGAUGCAUGGAGAGCACUACAGGAUGGAGCUGUUCGAGGGAGACAACUUCGCUGGCCAGUGUGUGGAGCUGUGCGACGACUGUCCAUUCCUGCAAGCCCGAGGCCUGACAAAGAACUGUAUCAACUCCAUCAAGGUCUACGGAGACGGAGCCUGGGUGCUGUAUGAGGAGCCUAACUACCGCGGCCGCAUGUACAUCGUGGAGAGAGGAAACUACACCACCCACAUCGAGUGGCAGGCAGAGAACCCCAACAUCCAGUCUGUUCGCAGGGUGGCAAACUACUUUUAAAAACCAGCUCACUGUCACACCAACAGCUCGACUGCAGGGAUGCGAACAUCCGCUGAGGGAAUAAUAAAAAAAAAAAAACACUGUCAAGUAAUCUCAUGCUGACUCUGUGGGGCUGUAAAAUAAUAAAAGAUGAAGAAAAUGUUUGACAUUGCUUGUUGUUUUAUUUUUGUACUGAAUUAUUCAAAGGCUGAAAUAAAGCAGUGAUCCUACAAUAUA